Molecule: messenger RNA, 15853 nt
Organism: Pelobates cultripes (western spadefoot toad)
Lineage: Eukaryota; Metazoa; Chordata; Amphibia; Anura; Pelobatidae
Source: the annotation of a GenBank genome assembly
GUUUAGGGGGUCCUGUUCGCAUUACGUCAUUGUGAAAGUGGUCUAUCCGCUGCAGUGCUGUAACUCCGCCCUGUUCGGUGAGUGCGUCAUGGCUGCCGCUCUGCACGUGUAGCACCCAGAGAGUCAGCAUGGAGGUCGACAGCGCAGCCAGCGCCACCGAGGGAGCCUUCACCAGCGUGAGGGCCAAGCGCAGCAGGAAGAGGAAGGCGGCCGAGGAUGGGAAGGCCAUGGAGACCGGGGAGAAACCGAGGAAGAGGCCGGAUUUCCCCCCCGUGUCCGGUGACAGUCUGACGGUAAGUGCGGAGAGCAGGACAAACCGUGACCAGAGACCCCCCGCAGGCAGGAGGGGGGGGAGAGAGACUUUCUGUUAUCUGCCCCACACCAAUUCUGGGAUAUUCAACCUAACCUCAAUAUAGUUUGAAACUUUUUACUAAAUAUACAGUAUAACAAACUAGGUAAAAAAUAAAUAAAUUAUAUUUUAAACUUUUUGUGUGGUUUUUUUUUUUUUUUUUUGGUCUGAUCUGCAAUAAAUUUUGAAACGUUUUAAGAAAUACAGCAUAAGAAAUGUACAUUUAUAACAAAUUUUAUAUAUAACUUGUUAUAAUGUACAUUUAUUAUACUGUGUGUGUGUGUAUAUAUAUAUAUAGACACACAGUAAUGUCACUCUUGGUGCCAAUACGCUAUGAGCUUUCUAGAAAUUUAGAAAUAAAUGUCAUCAUUGUUUGACUUUUUUCCGUCACGUAAAUUCACAUCGGUACAAAUCCAAUGUGCUCCUAGGAGUGUCCAAGCGGAUUUUGUUCUUAAACUUCACCUUUCUCUACUUGGAUUCCACUGCCUGCGAGUGGGCAUCUGUCUUUGUAUUUAUAAUGUUCAGUGAGUGAUUUGCACGGUAAAUAUAAAUUUUCAUCAAAUAGAUUGUUGUACGCUCGCCAUUUGUCAGACAUUAUGGUAGUGCCAGGUUGAAUAUACAGUUAAAUCAGAGAUUGACAAAUUUGCUUGGAAUCUAGGAGACAGUCAUUUUCAACUAGCCAUUAAAGGGACACUAUAGUCACCAGAAUCACCACAGCUUGAUGUACUUGUUCUGGUGACUAUAUACGAUGCAGGCUUUUCAGUGUAACCAAGCCUUUUCAGCAGAAAGUCAGUGUUUACAUUGCUGCUUAACAACACCUCUAGUGACAGUCACUCAGACGGCCACUAGAGAGUCCUGGGUCACUGCUGCACCAUGUGCAGCACCUAAAUUCAGGGUUUCCAUCUCUGCAUGUAGGCACUGAAUGUUCCUCAUAGAGAUUCAUUAAUUCAAUGCAUCCCUAUGAGGAGUUGCAGAUUGGUAAAUUUGCUGCGCAUUCACAAAAUCCUCCCAAUGAUUUCCUAAGGGAAAGCAUUGGCUUAGCUGAGAGCAUAAAGAUUGAUCAUCUCAGCCAUGGAGGUGGUACAGCGUGGAGAAAAAUAAGGUGAGCAAAAACACCUGCCUCAUGCAAUCGGAGGGGGCAGGUACCUAAAUGCAAGCACAAACACAUAUAUUCUGACAGGUGCACACCUACACACACACACACACACACUUGCUCGCUCUGACAGGCUUGCGCACUGUCAGACCAGGUAUAGGGUACAGAACCUUCUCUGCGAUUUAUAAACCAAAACCGCUUCAUUAAGCUAAAGUAGUGUUGAUUCCUAUAAUGUCCCAUUAAUUUGUUAUGGUGCCAGGAGACUUACCACUAAGGGUUAAACCAUACACAGAUGCUUUAAAUCCCAAAGUCUUGAAACAAGUUAUGUUUCGCUCUGCUCCUGCCCUUCCUCUCUUCUCUGAUUUUUGAAAAUGGAAACCUCAGACAGGGGGUUUCUCUCAGCUGAUUGACGGAGAGAGUCAUCUGGCGCUCUAAGCAAAUCCAUAGCUAUACAUUGUUUUAAGAAAAUUCCUUGAAAUAAUAUGUACGUUUCUCUAGCUGUUUUUUAUAAGUGGGCGCCAAUGAUUGGCUUCCUGUUUCAAGAAGCGGAAGGGCAGUGGCUGAAUUCAGUAUUCUGGGGUACUUCUCAUGGUAAUCUAGCACCAUGGACCUCACGCACCAUAACCAUUUCAUUCCAAUGAAGUUCUGGUGCCCCUAGUGUUCCUUUAAAUUAAGGGUUGUUUCAUAUGUAUAUCUGUUCCUUUUAUUCUUAAUAACAUUUUUAUGUAUUUAAUUCUUCAUAUGAAAGACUCAAUGUUUGAUUGGGAAGCUUUUACUGGGACUGUAAUAACUGGAGACUAAUACAUGGAAUGAAAAAUUAAAUGAAAACAGUCAGCUAAUGCAGUACGUCCUUUUAAAGAGAAACCAGUCAAUACAUGGGAUUCUGUGAAUCAUGUGUAUUGUUUAUUACAUUUUAAACGACUUUUACAAUAAAAAAGCAUGUUUAUGAUAUCCAUAAGGAGAAUAACCGCAAUAGAUUAUUACAAUUUGUAUAUGUAAUGUGAAAUGGAACAAACACUAUCGUGUUGGGAAUACACAUUUCAUGUAUUUACUCGAAGCCUCAGCUAAAGGUUAAUGUGUGACAGUGACACAUACUUCAUUACAAAGCAAAGUUCACAUAUUAUUGGCAUUGCUUUUUGUAUUGUGUAUGUAUUACUCUUACAUGAUAUUUGUUCCCCUAUCUGUUCAUUUGGGGGCUGUAAAAACACUGUAGAGCUGUCACUGUAUGUGGAUGGAAUAUUAUUUCUGCAUGAUUUUUAUCAAUGCUGCUCUCGUGUGUUUUGUAGGGUGGCAGAGAAGAAAUGAGAAAAAUCCCCGUACCUUCUCACAGAUACACCCCACUUAAGGAAAACUGGAUGAAAAUCUUUACACCCAUUGUGGAACAUCUACAACUGCAAGUUCGCUUUAACUUAAAAUCAAGAAAUGUGGAAAUAAAGGUAAAAGUUUGCCAAGUUUCCACCUAUUUUUUUUUUUCUUCUUUCUAAUAAAGCGUCAUUCAAUCAUUAUAAAUGUAUUUUUUUCAAAUGUCCAAGCGGCAGUCAUAACAAGUGAGAUGUAUUUCUCACAGGACAGGGGUAGCAUUGAAAAGGUUAAAACAACAAAAUGCAGUCCCCAGUCUCCUCCCCUCCUAGCCUUAUAAAGAACAACUCCACCCUGAGCUCCCCAGUAUUUGCUUGUCCUCGAGCGAGAGACAGGUCAGGAAGUAGAGCUCUGCCUUCCCUUGGCAGAAUUCCCCCUUUUUUUUUGUGUGUGUGUGUUUUGGAAACACUUGGUGAGGGGGCUGCGGCUCCGUCUUGCUUUUUGAAGGUUUGCUUGGCCAGUGCACGUGUCUUUCAAUUAUCAUAGGAUAUGAACACACGACAGGCUCCUGUGGUUCACUCCUUUAUCAUUCUGCCCAAUCCGUGAUGGAAGAGGCGAAGGUGCGUCUGUACGCACAGCUGGGAGGCUCCAUAUGUGGACAACACACUGGAGUGUUGUUGCAUUCUACUUACAGAUCUCAGAGUGCUAUGCGCAUUCACAAAGCGAUCUCGGCACCUGGCAACAACUCUUGAAUCUGGAGCCUAAUAGCAGGAUAUUUAAACACAGCAGUAACUAGCCUCCGGGUGUGUUUCAGAUUAGUUACCAGUGUGCUCUCCCCAGCCCUCCAGCACACCAGAGGCUUAUUACGGUGAGACCAAGUAGCUUUCAUCUUAAUAGUCUUUUUCUUUCCUAAAUAAAUUAAUUUGGAUAUGUCUGUGGGCAGUGUUCAGGCCCACCUAUGUACUGCCUAGCUGCAUGUUUGUGGGCAGUGUUCAGGCCACCUAGGUACAGCCUCGCUGCAUGUUUGUGGGCAGUGUUCAGACCACCUAUGUACAGCCUAGCUGCAUGUAUGUUGGCAGUGUUCAGACCACCUAUGUACAGCCUAGCUGCAUGUUUGUGGGCAGUGUUCAGGCCCACAUAUGUACAGCCUAGCUACAUGUUUGUGGGCAGUGUUCAGGCCCACAUAUGUACAGCCUAGCUACAUGUCUUUGGGCAGUGCUCAGACCCACCUAUGUACAGCCUAGCUACAUGUCUUUGGGCAGUGCUCAGACCCACCUAUGUACAGCCUAGCUACAUGUCUUUGGGCAGUGCUCAGACCCACCUAUGUACAGCCUAGCUACAUGUCUUUGGGCAGUGUUCAGACCCACCUAUGUACAGCCUAGCUACAUGUCUUUGGGCAGUGCUCAGACCCACCUAUGUACAGCCUAGCUACAUGUUUGUUGGCAGUGCUCAGACCCACCUAUGUACAGCCUAGCUACAUGUCUUUGGGCCGUGUUCAGACCCACCUAUGUACAGCCUAGCUACAUGUCUUUGGGCAGUGUUCAGACCCACCUAUGUACAGCCUAGCUACAUGUCUUUGGGCAGUGCUCAGACCCACCUAUGUACAGCCUAGCUACAUGUUUGUGGGCAGUGCUCAGACCACCUAUGUACAGCCUAGCUACAUGUCUUUGGGCAGUGCUCAGACCCACCUAUGUACAGGUUUCUUUCUUGAACAAAGUGAAUUCCUCUAUAGUUUGACCAUUAUGGUUGUUUUAACUCUGUUUGCUGUCAAUAUCAAUUACUGUUGGAAUUUUAUUCGAACCUAUGGUUAUCCUCAGUAAUGUCUGAUUAGUAUCAGAUCCACUGCUAUCUGUGCAGGAAAGGGUUUAAUGGGGUAAAAUAUCUUUUACUCUUGAGAAUACAAUUCCUAGAACAUAUGAGAUGCAGCAUCUAGACCAGUUGUUAGACUUAGAAUGUACCUUCCUGUAAAUCAUCUAAAGUUUGGUUCUAGUUUUAUUCUACUUAUGGAAGGCGGCGUAUCUUUAGUCGCAAUCAAGGGUUAAAUUGUCAGCUACUAAUACAAUUGAGUUACAUCUACAUUUAAUUGAUUCCCUAUUUUACAUUUCUGAUAUGUCAGAUUCAGGUCAGGUGAAAAGCAAGGGUUCUGGUACUUGGCUCUCUUAGUCGAUCUUUCUUUUCUAUAGUGACUGUUAACAUGUCAGUCUCUGAGCGUUCAAGCAUUAACUUGUGGGGCCCUUCUGCGUUCAAUCUUAGCUGUGCUUUGGAUAAUAGAUGUGGUUACUCCCUUGAAGCAAUCAAAUGUUUAUUUUUCUUAGGUUUAUAUUUUAGACCAUAUAUAACAAUUUUAGGCUGUGUAUUCCUGUCUAGUAUGAAACCCAGACUUGCUGGUAGUAGAAAUUUGCAGCUUUUUAUUUUUACUUUAUGUCCAUAAUGAGCAUUUCGUUUUUCUAGUUUCUUUAAAUAAUCUCCAUACACUUUCCCUGGGUCACAUCAAAUUUAUAUCAUUAUCUUCCAGCAUGACCAUGUUUGGGACGGUCAGCCAACUGUGAGUUGGGCUAAAACUAAAUAUUCGUUUCCAGUUUGGACCCUUUAAGGUCAAUCUGUAUUUUAUCAAACCAGAUUUCAGUAUUUUUUUUUGAUUUUUUUAAUUCUUUAUUUUUGGUUUGACAAAGUAGAUGGUAAUCAUGAAAGCAGUUACAUUUAUGUACAUGACAGCGCAGUCAUACAUUAGCAUAUAUAAUGCAAGUGACAGUUGUCAGUUUAGGCAUAUCAUAUACAUCAAGUUUUCUGUGGGUGACUUCGUCUGAAUUUUUGGUAUAGGUGGCAAGCAGUGUUAACUAUGUACAAUAGCUUUGCUGUGAAGGGUUAGGCUUAUAGAGUGGAGUGUCGGUCUCGCCGCUUCCUGGGGUAUGUAACUGCGCCCUCCCCCCCCUUCUACGCACCACAAAACGCUGAUGUGCUUUUAUCUGCCUUUCCCCUUCUGCCUACUUACAGGUCUUGGGUGCCUGCCUACAAGAGAGAGAUAGAAAGGAAAGUAAAGAGUUGGAGACAAGUACCUGCGUGGUUAGCCAUAUCGGUUUGACAUGGUUACCGAGUGAGCUACCGACGGGGGUAGUCAGUUCCCUUAAGUUGUGUUUUAUGUGCUGGGCCCGGCCCCACCCCCGUCUAGCAGUGGUGCCUCUUCCGCCUGUCCGAGUGUUGAUGUGGUGGUUGGCGUUUGGUGGGCCCCCGCCCCGCCAAUUGAAAGUUGCGUGGAUGCUGCCCCGCGCCCCAAGUUGUUGUGCUAAGUAUCGUAUUGCUCCCACAGAUCCCAGACUUUUUGGAACUUAGUCAUGGUGUUUCGCACCUGAGAGGUCAAUUUAUCCAUUAUGUAAUUGUCUCGUAUUUUUGUGUUAACCAGGGAUAUAUGUGGGAGAUCUGGACAUGACCACUGUUGUGCUAGGGACCUUCGGGCGCUAAAUAGAGCAUGUUAAGAAGUCUUUGCUCGUGUCUGGGGAGAUCCUUUGUGGGUCUUGAGAGCAGACAUGCCCAUGGGUCUAAUCCCAGUCGCCUUUGCAGGAUUUGGGAGCUAAGCUCCACAAUGUUACUCCAGUAGUCUGCGACCUUCGGGCAGCCCCACCACAUAUGUAUAUACGUGCCCCGCACCCGUGCCAGCAGUCGUCUGUGGGACUUAGCCCCAUAUGUUUCUGUUUCACGGGGGUCAGGUACCAUCGAAAUAGUGUUUUAUACGAUUGCUCUUGGAGCGUCACACAUAUUGUGGUUUUGCUACAUGCUUCCCAUAUGUCCUGCCACUCUGUUCCCUCUAAUACCUCCCCCAGGUCGGCUUCCCACUGGUCGGUGUAUCGCAGCGUGCUCUCCUCGUUCGAGUUCCCAUUGAGGUGGUUGUAUAGUAGCGUAAUGAGUUUAGUUUGUGUUGUUUCAUUGUAACAUAGUUUUUCGAAGAAGGUUAGUGGUGUCAGAGCCGCCUUCCGUAUGUCAGGGUUUUGUGCAAAGUCACGGAUCUGCAUGUACCUAAAGUAGUCUCUUGUUCGUAAGUUGGCUUUGGUGGCUAGGUGUUCGUAGGUGACUACAUUUUGGUUCACAUAUAGGUGUACGUAUCUUUGGAGUCCCGUGGCCUCUCUCCCCUUAUAGUCUCUCGCCUGCAUUCCGGGAGGGAAGGCCCUAUUCCUAAGGACUGGUGUCAUGGGGGACGGGUGGGAGCUGAGGGCGUAUUUCGUUUUGGUUUGGUCCCAAAUCUGUAUGGAGUUGAGUAUGGCUGGGUUCGCUGUUCUUAAUAUGGCUCUUUGCGCUUUGGGUGCCCAUAUUGAAAAUUGCGGGAGAUCCUGACCUGUCAUCAGCGACUCUAGAUCCACCCACCGUCUCCUGUCAGGAGGUGUGUGCCACUGUGUCAGCUGUGCAGUUAGAUAAUAGGUGUAGACAUUGGGUAGUCCCAGCCCCCCCAUGGGUUUCGGUCUGUACAUGAGGGCGCGCGCGAUUCUUGGGCGUUUGUUGUGCCAUAUGAAGGCAUCAAUCGCUCUUUGUAUUCCCGUCAGGUCCCUCCGUGUUACUCUUAUUGGGAGUGCUUGAAAGAGGAAUAGCAUCCUCGGCAGCACAUUCAUUUUUAUAGAGUUUACUCUCCCCAGCCAUGAGAUGGGCCUGUCCGUCCACUGCUCUAGUUCUGUGAGAAGGGUCCGGAAUAGGGGUGUAUAGUUGCGGGCAAAUAGGGAGGAUGUGUUCGCUGUUAGCCGUAUCCCUAGAUACGUGGGUUCGUCAGUGGUUAUCUUGAAGUGAUACGUGUCGCGUAUAUGGGUGAGUUCCGGGGGCUCCAGGUGGAAGGGCAUUGCCUCGGACUUGGAGUAGUUAAUUUUGUACCCUGCUAUAUUGCCAAAUCACUCCAGUACGAGCGAUAAAUGGUGGAGAGAGUGUCUCGGCUCCCUGAGCGUCAGCAUGACAUCAUCGGCAUACGCCGAGACCGUGAAUGGUGUUCCCCCCACCGUGACGCCCCUGAUGUGCGGGUGUUGCCUGAUAGCUUGUAGUAGUGGCUCCAAGGUUAAGGCGAAGAGCAGGGGGGACAAUGGGCAACCCUGUCUGGUGCCGUUUCCCAGGGUGAAGGGUGUUGCGCGUGCCCCUGUAAUGAGUAUUUGUGCCCUCAGAUCGGUGUAUAAUGCUCGUAUAGCUGUUACGAAGGUCUCCGGGAACCCCUGGAAUCGGAGUAAUUCAAAUAAAUAAGGCCAUAACACCCUAUCAAACGCCUUCUCCGCGUCUAGUGAGAGCGCCAGAGAAGGCGCCCCGGAUUCCCCCAUGUGCCAGAUUGUGCUGACCCCUCGUCUCGUAUUUUCAUACAAUUGGCGGCCUGGCAUAAAGCCCACCUGAUCUGGGUGGAUCAAGCGCGGGAGCAGUACGUUGAGUCUGGACGCCAGGAUUUUGGCGAAUAUUUUGAGGUCAGUGUUAAUAAGUGAGAUUGGCCUGUAGCUCGAGGCCAGUGUGUCUUCUUUCCCUGGUUUUGGUAGGAGGACAACAUUUGCUGUCGCCAUGUCGCCAUCCGGUGUCCCACCCUGCAGAAAAUGGUUGCUAAGGGUCGUCAGCUGGGGGGCUAAUACGUCUUUGAAUUGUUUGUAAUAGCUAAUGUCAUAUCCGUCCGGACCUGGUGCCCUAUUGCCUUUCAGGGAAGCUAUGGCUGCCUCCACCUCGAGUUGUGUGAUUGGUUCUUGUAGUGCUUCCGCUUCAGCCCCAUUCACCUUUGGGAUAGUGAGUUCAGAGAGAAAUUGGCGUAUGUCUGCAAUGUAGGCCGCAUUGGUGGCCCGGAGGCGGGGGGAAUGGUUGUAUAGUUCUGAGAAGUAGGAGGUGAACACUGCAUUAAUCUCGUCGGGCGUUUCGGCUAGUGUAUCUGUUGUGCGUAUUUUUGUUAUGAUUUUGCCUUGCGGUCUCGGGCGGAGCGCCCUAGCCAAGAGUGUAUCUGUCUUAUUUGCUUUCUCGUAAAACAAGCGUUUGGACCAUAGGAUAGAGCGUGAUACCGCCUCCAAGGUGAGGUCCCUGAUAGAGUGUCUGAGGUUAUUGAGUUCCCUAAGGUUCAAGUCUGUCGGAUUCGUUUUGUGUUGUUGCUCUUUUUUACGUAGGGCAGACUGUAGGUCGAGUAGCUGUUUUGUUUUAGCCCUCUUUUUCUGUGUGGCUAGUUUAAUGAAGUGGCCGCGUAGUACUGCUUUAUGCGCUGCCCAGAUCGCGGUAGGGCUAGCUUCGGGGGUUGCGUUUAUCUCAAAGUAUUCUGUGAUGGCUUGUCGGGUUGUGGCUUGUGUUGCGUCGUCUCUUAAGAGGCUAGUAUUAAGCCUCCAGGAUCAAUUGGACUUGUAACAUAUGGUUUGAUUUUUACCUCACCAGUUUAUUGAAAUACCAUGUCUUACGCCACAAAGGUCUGCUGCGUAGCCCAGCAGGGCCAGAUUAUUAUAGGUGUCACUGGAGUAGCUAGUCCAGGCCUGUGCUUUAAAACAAGCUCAAAUGGCUACCAUAUAUGUGGACAGUUUUAUUUAUAAUUUCUUUGUUUCCAUUCUGAAAUGAGCUGCACCCACUACAAUGGUGUUACAAUCAGAUCAAACUGACUUUAUUAUCAGUUUUCCACUAGUCAACCUGUGCUGUGCAGAGGCUGGGCUACAUUGUGUGUGUGUGUGUGUGGCUUUACAGCGAGGUGGUGGCAUCUCAAUCACAUCUGGAAUCCAGACACUGUAAACCAGCAGUUGGUUUGAUUUUAUUAUCCACGAAGGCCAUAAAUGCUAUGCAGUGAGAAUGGUAAUCCGCUUCUCUUGUUAGGCUCUAGGCCCGGCACAGGCAACCUUCGGCAAUCCAGAUGUUUUGUACUACACCUCCCAUGAUGCUUUGCCAGCAUUAUGGGUGUAAGAGCUUUAUGGGGGAUGUAAUCCACAACAUCUGGAGUGCUGAAGGUUGCCUAUCCCUGCUCUAGGCCUUUGCAGCCCAAAAUACCACACCACAGUCCAACAUAUUUCAUGUCCAGAGGUGUAGAGUUUGGGAUAUAUGCAUUUUUUUUUGUUUGUUUUUUUACUUCUGAAAUGUAUGUGCUAUUAUAUGUAGGUUUUUGUUUGUUCCCCCUAGUUAUAUCACAUUACCUAUGUGCAGAUAUGUUGCAGCUUUCCUUUCAUCUUUUUCACAAAUGAUUUUCCAAAGAUUAAGCCACAGUGUACGGUAUUCGGUGUACUGCGAACAUUUUGAUAUCAGGACUGUAUAAGCUUGCUACAUUAUGUUUUUAUAACACCUAACUCUAAAGUUGGGAUCUGCACAAUUCUUCCAGACUUGAACGCCUCCAGAUGCGUUAAUUCCCCCUCAUCCUAUUUUGUAACCGCCAACUCACAAUCCAUUUCUGGGUCCAUUCUCUCUCUCCCUCUAUAUCUGUGUUCUUACCUUGUAUAUUAGGGGACCCUUUGUAGGUUUAAUUUUUCUUCUACAUUUAUUCAUGGAGUUUUCUCCAUAUGUUGACAGUAUCUCUAUAAUGGCUAGUUGUGAGGCUGGCCACGCUAAUGGUUUAAUUAGUGGUCUUAUUAGCCACAUGUUCAUCACGGAUAGGAAUUUAUAUCAGUUUUUUUUUUUUUCAUGUUUUAUGUUUGGUUUUGGUAUGUAUUGGGCUACGUUAAUUACCCUAUCGCAAAUAUAUAUUUUUCCUAUAUAGGUAUGUUUGUCUGUAGAAGUGACAAAAAACACUAAAGUAAACACCUUAAAUGCCACCAGGGAAAAUCUGAAUAACAAGCAAUUUCCCUUCUCUAUUCUGAAAACUAAAGAGAGUGUAAGAUUUCUCCAAAUCUUGGGUUAUGUCUGUAGAAGUGUUUAGUUCCAUUUUAUAUGAAAAUUUAAAUGAAAGUGUUGUAGGUCACAUUUGGAUUUAAGCUCUGGAAGAGCUGAUUACGAACUGUGUAUUUUCUUAUCCCGCAGAUACGAAUAAGGUUCUAACUUACAGUUUAAAAUCCCUUUUGUACAGCGCUACGGAAUUUGCAGGUGCUAUAUAAAUACUGGUGUUCCAGAAUUACUCCAGUAGGCAGUCCUGUUAGCUGGGGAUGGUAUUCCUUGUGAUUCAGGAGCCAUAAUCCACAGGCUCCUGUAUGGUGGGUUCUCUAGGUGAAAUUGUUUCCACCCUGGGGUUUAACUUGCUAUAUCAUCCCACUUAUGACUACCGCUUGGAUGUUUGGAAAAAACAAAAUUUUACUUAAAGUAAAUUUUAUUUUUCCAUAGUCAAGCGGCAGUCAUGAUUUCCCUCCCUUUAUAAUAUAGAUCGAAAAAUGUAAACCCAAUAUCCUUCUAUUAGCUUGUUAUAUAUGGGGGAGCUCCGGGUGGAGUUGCCCUUUAUAAGGCUAGAAGGGGGUGGGGACUGCAUUUUGCUUUAACCUUUUCAAUGCUACCUGCCCUGUGAGAAAUGGGCUACUACAUCCCACUUGUUAUGGCUGCCGCUUGGAAAAAUACAUUUACAGUAAGUAAAAUUUAGGUUUUUGGCCUUAGAAACUUGCCUCUCAUCCAAUGGAUGGAUAGUUCCUUUCGCCAGCUGCUCCUCCCUCGAUGAGGGAGCAACUCCAAUGCUUCUCUAUGAGAAGACUUAACAGCAUUUGACAUCACAUUGGGUAUCCCCCACACUCCGUAUGUUGAAGUCAUUUGAUUUUUGAGAUCUUGAGGAGCUAGUGGCUCUAUUGUCUGUCUGCCAGCCGUUAUAGGCUUGUUGUUGGACAGAUGUAAACAUUGUAUUGCUUUAGAGUGAUAACAUUACUUUAUUGCACACUUACAUCAUAAUAUAAUGAAACCGACAGACAAUUCAUGGUUUGACCGUUCAUAGCAUUGUGGUUGUCAUAUUAUAUAUUUUAAAAGUAUAUCUUGUAUUAAUCAUUGCAGACUUGUAAAGAGACAACAGAUGUUGGUGCACUGACAAAAGCUGCUGAUUUUGUAAAAGCUUUCAUUUUGGGAUUCCAGGUUGAGGUAAGUACUAAUUGCAUGUUUCAAAAGUAUCUUAUUGACUGCAGUUUUUCUGGUAAUUCCGUGACUUGUCUGCUUGAUAUGUGGCAGUCCCGGGAGAAACUUAGGGAGAUAUACUUACCGGAAACUCUUCCUCAUGAGUGCCACCAUUUUCCUUUUUAGGCCCUGUUGUGGGAUCCGGGCACUUAAACUACUGCACGAGAGUACAAAACAGAUGUUUAUGAAUGUGAUGCUUGCUAGUCCCUACUUUUGUCUUGUGAUUUCAUUUAAAUUACAAUGCAGUCAAUGACUGUUUUUGUUAAAGAUUUUAUCGUUCAUCUAUGAAAUACUCAGACAUGACAGAACCCCCUUUAAACAUGUCCUGAUUUUUGUAUAGAUAUAUUAAAUUUUAUUCUUUAAAAUGUGCCUGUUUGGCCUAGAUGUUCCUGAAAUGUUAAGCAGUAGUUUCAACAAUAUUUAAAGGGGCAAUAAUGUCUGUAUGUGCUGUUUAUAUAUAGCAUUAAGCUGGCGAACUGUUGACUAUACAUGAGGUUAGGAUAAUUUUACUGCCGCAAUAUUUUCUACCUCUUAAAGAAACAAUGUGAGCAGUGUGUUAAGAGAGUCCAUGAAAACUUACAUUCUGAUUAUAUUUUAGGUGGGAAAAAAGUCUACAUAUUUCAGAACUGACUUUAUUUGAUGAUAGACUUCUGUGAUUUCUGUGUUUUUUGUAAAUAAAGUUUUACACCUUUUGAAAAGACAGGGGAGGUAUAUGCAAAUGAAAUAAGUUCAAAGCAGAAGGAAAAACUAGCUUAAGCGAAAAUAUAAUAUACCAUUUUGUGUUGCAGGAUGCCCUCGCUUUGGUUCGACUCGACGACCUCUUCUUAGAAACAUUUGAGGUCACAGACGGUGGGUUAUUUGGAAAGACUUAAUUCUCAUAUGUGGUUUAUGCGUCUGUGUCUUAAAAACAAUUUUCAGAACCCUGACUAGUAGGGAUGCACCGAAAUGAAAAUUCUAGUCCGAAACCGAAAAUUUAGGAUGCCCUUGGCCGAAAACCGAAAAUGACUUUUUUUUUUCCCCAAAUGAUUUUAAAAUAGAUUUUUAUUUUUAUUUUUUUUUAAUAUAUAUUUUUUCUCUAUAAUUGUAUUAAUAUUGGACUUCCAGCAUCAGUUAGGUGACACUUGGUCGCCUAACCACCCGGAAGUCCCUAUGGUUGACUAGAGGUGGGGUUAACCCCUCAAGGUUAUUAUUGCCGUUUCGGAGAAACGGUAAUAAUUACACUUGCAGGGUUAAGGGGACUGGGACACUGCACCCAGACCACUUCAUUGAGCUGAAGUGGUAUCGGUGUCUACAGGGUCCCUUUAAAGAGAUACUGUAGGCACCCAGACAACUUCAGCUCAUUGAAGUGGUCUGGGUGCUGUGACUCUUUUGCACCUAAUGCUGCAAUGUUUACAUGACAGCACGAAGUCUGCUCUGCAUGAGGACCUCCAGCGUCAGAUUUUCCCCCCGUAGGAAAGCAUUGAAUCAAUGCUUUCCUAUGGGAAGGACUAAUGUGUUCAUAGCAUUUGCUGCGCAUGCGCAUUAGACCUCACUUGUCGCCAGACAGAGAUGGGGCGGAGCUUCGAUAAGAUAAGUAAAGGGUUUACAACCCAUUUUUUACCGGGUAGGUUGAGGGAUCGGUAGUGCCAGGAAUACAGCUUUUUAAGCACACACACUGACAGUCUCACACACAGGCUCACUGAUUUGACACUCACUCAUUAACAAAUACACUGACCGACACAUGGAUAGUCACACAAUGACGACUCUCACUGAUUUGACACUCACAUACACGCACGGGUGCGGACACUGGCACUUGGACAUUUAUUAGAAAGGUUAUAAAUUAAAUUAACAUUCUGCACCCAGCGGCGAGGGAGCUGUGAUCUCCCUGCUAUGCUCCCUCGUGCACUGUCUACUUAUGUCAGGAGCUGAAAUAUGAUGUCAUUCCGGCUCUGACUGCAUCAGCAAACUGCGCGGGAGCAGAGCAGGGAGAUCACAGCCCCAUUGGACCCGAAGGUGAGGGGGAACACCAGGUAAGCCGGAGUGGGCGUUUAGGGGCGGCAUUUUUUGCUGCACAAAUUUCGGUGCAUCCCUUCUCACUAGUAUUCCUUUCACAGCCUUAUAUUUGGAUUUUUAUAUAAAGUGUCUCUCACGUUCUUGCUCACUUGGGUAAUGCCGCUGAUUACAUGGUAAAAGUGAACCGUAAAAAAACAGGACUUGGCCCUUCAUAUUGUAUGUACCAAACUGAAGAUAGUAAUGUAUAGAUCAAUUUUAUUUACUCGUGUUUGAGCACAAGAUGAUCACACAGUAUGCGCAGUAAUGUGACAAUAAUACAACAGCUGAUCAGCCUUGAUAUCACAGCAAAAUGGGGAUUUGGACGACAAUUUGUAGACCACAACUUAAUCUUAUUUUCUCUUUAAUAUAGUUAAGCCUUUGAAGGGGGACCAUCUUUCUCGUGCAAUUGGAAGAAUAGCUGGGAAAGGAGGAAAGACUAAGUUCACAAUAGAAAAUGUCACAAAAACAAGGAUAGUUCUUGCUGAUUCGUAAGUCUAAAUUAAAUAUUUUGCUGUCAAUUUGUUUGCUUUCUUGGAUGGAAUAAAUAUUUUGGAAAUGUCACACUUAUUGUGAGUAGACCUGUGUGUGUUUAUAGACUAUGAUUUAGAAUUAUUGCUAAUAUUUGGAUAAGUGUUUUGUUAACUUGUGUUUAAGACUAAUGUAGAUGUUGGUGAUUUUUAUGACCUUUCACGUGUCUUGCAUGUGUGUUUUUCUUGAUUUAAUUUUAGUUUUUAGCAAUUUUUACCCUAAGUUCAGUUUAUGGCCUUAUCCUAUGACAGAUAUUCGGUAAACUCCAUUAUGAGGAUUGGUUUGGUAAGAGCCACUAACAGGUCAUUAGGUGGCUUCACCAGUUACAGAUAUACAUAAGGGCCUUUCGAAUUAUAGGGUUAAAACAAAUGUGGAGACUCACAUGUUGAUUAAAAUGCAGUUUUUCAGGAAAUCCAUCUUAAUUGGAAAACAUUCCUUACAGAAUGUUAAUUCACUUACUGCUGAUUAUAAAUUUUUUUUUUUUUAAAUAACCUAAAAUAAUUUUUCUAAGUGCCAGAACCUAAAAUAAAACAAACCUAUCUGCUUGUUACAUCGAGUGUUUGUCAGUUAAUUGGAAUAAGGGCAAUUCGUAAUCCUUAAAUUUUGGAGAUAAUUUAAAAUGGUGAAUGGCGUGACAAGAUUUAAAAAAAGAGGGGGAGGGGGGGAGAUGGUAUAAUUAACUCAUUCUUCGACAUGGGGCUUUAAAUGGGUAGCUUUGAUAUUUAAUAAAUGGAAUAAUUACACAGUUAAUCUGAAUGUGGUAUAUUAGGUGUAAUGUAAACUAACAUAUAUUUUAUUUAAUUUGUUUGCAGAAAAAUACACAUUCUAGGAUCAUUUCAGAAUAUAAAGAUGGCAAGGACUGCAAUAUGCAACCUUAUCUUAGGUAAUGAGAAAACUGGAAUCUUAAAUGCUUACAAUGUCCCAUCCAUACUUCUGACUUUAUUGUUCUCUUCUCCCCUAACUGCUCGAUGUCAUAUGAUAAUCCCAAUACUUGCUGAUGCCAGUCAGUUGCUUUUGAAUAUCCAUUCCCAUAAAUAAAACGGCAUGUGUUGGAAUAAGGUGGCUGAUUUUCUCCUCCCCCUUCUUUUCUCUCAACAGGAAGCCCACCAUCGAAAGUGUAUGGUAACAUACGGGCAGUGGCCAGUAGAGCAGCAGAUCGCUUUUAAUGCUGAAGUCAGACCACAAGCAGAAUCCUCCAGUGACUCGCCAUAAUGGUUCUGCAGUUUUAAAGAGGCACAUUUCAAGCUCUUCAGGAAUUACAUGCCAAGACUAUCAUGAUAUGAUGGAUUUUUCCUAUCACCCGUCAGGAAGGUGUUAAUGGACUUUGCCAACUUGACUUCAAGGAUGAAAGCCAGACUGGUGGCAUUGCAUUGUUUCAUUCAGAUUAUUACACGGUGUUAAAUACUUUCAGCCAAUGGAGCCUUCUAAAGUUAAUGUUUAAUGCAGCAGCUGUAAAACAAAUCAUCAAAUAAAUUAUGACUUCCAUAGUGUUAGCUGUAGUGCUGGUUUAUUUUUGUAUUACUGCUUUGAAUGUUCAACAAACAAAAUAUCGUAAAGGAAUGCUAUAGGGCAAGCAUAGG